Molecule: messenger RNA, 1064 nt
Organism: Elephantulus edwardii (Cape elephant shrew)
Lineage: Eukaryota; Metazoa; Chordata; Mammalia; Macroscelidea; Macroscelididae
Gene: IGFBP4
Product: insulin-like growth factor binding protein 4
Exons: 4
Coding region: 288-1064 (258 amino acids)
Biological process (GO): regulation of insulin-like growth factor receptor signaling pathway
Cellular component (GO): extracellular region
Molecular function (GO): insulin-like growth factor I binding; insulin-like growth factor II binding
Source: RefSeq, a predicted model, not a curated record
AAAGUCCGGGGGAGCCAGUCUCGGGCAGUCGCUCAGUCCCUUGCCCCCCUGCCGCUCCCGCCUGGGCCGGGCCGAGGAUGCAGCGCAGCUCCUCGGCGGCCAGGCUCGCUAUCCUCCGGGCCGCUUGCUAACUUCCCGAGCUCCGUUCCCGUCCGCCGGCAGGGCCGCCCCGUCUCCCCGCGCCUCCGGGUCCGGUCCUCCAGGUGCGCCAGGCGCUGCCGCUGUGUACCCCUUUGCCGCCAGCCCGCGCGCCCACAUUCCCCGCCGCGCCCCGUCCUCGCCCGGCCAUGCUGCCCCUCUGCCUCGUGGCCGCGCUGCUGCUGGCCGCCGGGCCCGGCCCGAGCCAGGGCGACGAAGCCAUCCACUGCCCGCCCUGCACCGAGGAGAAGCUGGCGCGCUGCCGCCCCCCCGUGGGCUGCGAGGAGCUGGUGCGGGAGCCCGGCUGCGGCUGUUGCGCCACUUGCGCCCUGGGCAAGGGAAUGCCCUGCGGGGUGUACACCGCCCGCUGCGGCACGGGCCUGCGCUGCUACCCGCCCCGAGGGGUGGAGAAGCCCCUGCACACGCUGAUGCACGGGCAAGGCGUGUGCAUGGAGCUGGCGGAGAUCGAGGCCAUCCAGGAAAGCCUGCAGCCCUCCGACAAGGAUGAGGGUGACCAUCCCAACAACAGCUUCAGCCCUUGCAGUGCCCAUGACCGCAGGUGCCUACAGAAGCACUUUGCCAAGUUGCGAGACCGGAACACCAAUGGAGGCAAGAUGAAAGUUAUCGGGCCUGCCCGGGAAGACGUCCGGCCCGUGCCCCAGGGUUCCUGCCAGAGUGAGUUGCACCGGGCCCUGGAGCGGCUGGCCGCUUCGCAGAGCCGCACCCAUGAGGACCUCUACAUCAUCCCCAUCCCCAACUGCGACCGAAAUGGCAACUUCCACCCCAAGCAGUGCCACCCAGCUCUGGAUGGGCAGCGCGGCAAAUGCUGGUGUGUGGACCGGAAGACAGGAGUGAAACUUCCGGGGGGCCUGGAGCCAAAGGGGGAGCUGGAUUGCCACCAGUUGGCUGAUAGUUUCCGCAAGUGA